UGCAAGUCUCUUAGAGAAACAUGAGCUUUUACUCACUAAGUGGUUCUGUAACUCUCCUUGGGUUUUUCCUCUGUAUAUCAGAGGUAGAGAGCAUGAGGACACUGAACAAUGUAGCUGUAAAAAGUGGAGGAUCUGUCACUAUUCCAUGUCUUUAUGAUGAGAAGUACAAAGCACACAGUAAAUACUGGUGCAAAGGGUACUAUUGGUCUACCUGCAGUAUCGUAGCCUAUGCAAACUCAAGAGGAAAUCCAUCAGUUAUUGAUCAUCCAGAGCAGAAUUUGUUGACGGUGGAACUGAACUCUGUCUCUGAGUCUGGAACGGGUUGGUGUGCUGUAGAUAUUGGGGAUAAAUGGCAGCAGGAUGACCGUGAUUAUUUGUACCUGACGGUUAGUCAAGAUCCUGAUCUGUCAGUGAGGGAGAGCAGAGUGAGAGGUGAGGAAGGAGGCAGCGUCACAGUCCAGUGUCUCUACAGUGCUGCGUAUCAGAAUACACAGAAGCAGUGGUGCAGAUUUAAAGAUGAACAAUGCAACACAGUGAGGACUAAAACAUUCCGCUAUUCAUCAGUGUACAUCAGUGAUGAUGGGAGAAGAUCCUUCAGUGUGAAGAUGAGCAGACUGAAGAAGAGUGAUACUGGAUGGUACUGGUGCAGUGCAGGAGAUCUGCAGGUUCCUGUUCACAUCAGUGUCAGUGAUCCACCUCCAGUCACUACAUCAAUGGCAACAGUGACUACAAACACUCAUGAAGACAAUACGUGCAUAUCUGACUCAAAGCACAAUUCAGUGUUUGUGACAUCAGCUCCCAGCAGUGUUGAAAACAUGUAAGUGCUAAAACACCUU
Tachysurus fulvidraco (yellow catfish) is the source of this 836-nucleotide messenger RNA. Its product is annotated as polymeric immunoglobulin receptor-like. NCBI's taxonomy places the organism in Eukaryota, Metazoa, Chordata, Actinopteri, Siluriformes, Bagridae. Bases 21 to 821 code for a protein of 266 amino acids. The transcript is spliced from 6 exons. The record is from RefSeq and is a predicted model, not a curated record.